CACACAGCAGCCAGGUUGGGACGGAAGAGGUUGCAGUGCACUGUAUCAAGUGAACAGCCACACACACACACUGAAGUGAAAUUUACGUGCGAAAGAGGGUCUCCUCUGUGCAGAGGGAUUUUUUUCAUGUUUCAUUGCGCCUCUGGAUUGGUGUCUGCUCUGUUUGCUUGACAGCAGUCAUGGCCAGAUGUGUGGGUCUCCUCAUUCUCGCUGUCUACACUUUGGCACAAGAGCUGCCAUCAGGCCCACAUGGCUGCACAGAUGGAAGCUGUUAUCCAGCUACAGGGAACCUCCUCAUCGGGCGAGCUGUUAACCUGACCAGCACCUCCACCUGUGGCUUGGAAACACCUGAGCAAUACUACAUUGUUAGCCACCUGCAGCCCGUGGAGACGGUGGCAAAGAAAAGCUCCCUCAGACAACAUGAGGAAGAAACCUCGAGAGGAACCAGACUCAAAAAGGAAUCCAUGCUCACUGGGGAGUUAGAGAAGUACUUUAUGUGUGAUUCUCGAAGACCCUAUGACCCCGACCAUCACAAAAUGAGCCAUCGUGUGGAAAACACCAUCUACCUGAGGGAUAGUAGAGGAGACUUCACAUGGUGGCAGUCCGUAAAUGGAGAGGAGCAGGUUAGCAUCAGACUUAAUCUGGAGACAGAGUUCCACUUCACUCAUCUCAUCAUGAAGUUUAAGACAUUUAGGCCUGCAGGCAUGUUGAUUGAGCGCUCUGUGGAUUUCGGGCGUUCGUGGAAGCCGUGCCGCUAUUUUGCCCACAACUGCACAGGAACCUUUCCUGGAGUGCGUACCCAGCCUUUGCGGUUCAUCGAUGAUGUAAUCUGUGACCAGCGCUAUUCUGACAUUGAGCCAUCCACAGAAGGAGAGGUCAUUUUCAAAGUGCUUGAUCCUGCAAUUCCUGUCAGUAAUCCUUAUAGUCCUAAUAUUCAAGACCUGCUACGAAUCACUAACCUGAGGAUUAACUUCACUAAACUCCAUACUCUGGGGGAUAACCAACUGGAUCGGCGCCCUGAUGUGCUACAGAAGUAUUAUUACUCUGUGUAUGAGCUGGUGGUGCGUGGCAGCUGCUUCUGCUAUGGCCAUGCCUCUGAGUGUGCCCCAAUCCCAGGAGUUCACUCUCGGGACCAUGGCAUGAUUCACGGGCGCUGUGUGUGCAAGCAUAACACUAUGGGUCUGAACUGUGAGCGCUGUAGGGAUUUCUAUCAUGAUCUGCCCUGGAAACCAGCCGAGGCAAAUAACCCACACACUUGUAGAGAGUGCAACUGUAAUGGCCACUCCAACAAGUGUCACUUUGAUAUGGAGGUGUAUCUGGUCACUGGGAACGUCAGUGGAGGUGUAUGUGAUGACUGUCUUCACAACACCAUGGGCCGCAACUGUGAAACCUGUAAACCCUUCUUCUACCAGGACCCGGCAAGAGAUAUCCGAGACCCCUACAUCUGUGUUCGAUGUGACUGUGAUCCAGUGGGUUCUCUGGAUGGAGGGACGUGUGACAGUCAUACUGAUAUGCAUAUCGGAAUGAUCGGUGGUCAGUGUCACUGUAAGUCCAAUGUCCAGGGUCAACGCUGUGACUACUGCAAAGAGGGCCACUAUGGCCUCAGCCAAAACGACCAUCUUGGGUGCCAACCAUGUAACUGUGAUCCACGUGGCACUAGCAUGAUGAGACCAUUAUGUGAUCAUAUCAGUGGGGACUGUUCUUGCAAGAGAUAUGUGACUGGUCGCUACUGUAACCAUUGCAUACCAGAGUACUGGGGACUCAGUAAUGACCUUGAGGGUUGCAGGCCCUGUGACUGUGACUUUGGUGGCUCAUAUAGCAAAAGGUGCAGAAUGGAUAAUGGUCAGUGUGACUGUCGUCCUCACCUCAUUGGCCGUCAGUGCUCAGAUGUGGAGCCUGGUUAUUUCUGUGCCGCUCUCGAUUACUACACAUAUGAAGCUGAAAAAGCAGUGGGUCACUCUCCUGAUAGUGCUGAUCUGCCUGGGAAGCCACGCCCUCCGGCUGUAAAUAACUGCGCGCAGCAUCUCAGUAACCAGCUGAGGCGACACAGACGCCAUCGGCACAUCACCCGGCAGCAGAGGGCGGCUCUGAGACGCAUCCGGCAGCUUCAGCAGACCCCUGAUGUGACCUUUGCGGACAAAGAGAGAUAUUCAGAUCAGAUGGUCACCUGGACCGGGUCAGGUUUUGCUCGGAUUAAAGAUGGCGCUGGCAUUGUAUUUUCCAUCGAAAACAUCCCAUAUGCCAUGGAGUAUGACAUUAUGAUUCGCUAUGAACCAGAGUCUACAGAGGACUGGGAGGCCAUUGUGAGUGUCACAUCUGUGUUACUGGCCACCAGUACUCGCUGUGGGAACCUGCUGCCCACUGAACAGCUCUACACUGUCACGCUGCCACACAACAAGAGGCACAUUCUCAUGCCCCAGCCUUUCUGCUUCGAGCCCAACAACCGCUACGUGGUGGCCAUCCGCUUUCAGCGCCAUGCAGUCUCUCACAGACACCUCACUGCUCACAUCCUCGCUGACUCGCUUGUAUUAAUCCCCCGAUAUGAGGAGCUGCCAGGGUUUAUGGGUAAUGAUCCCCUGGCUGUGCGGCGGCGAGAGGAAAUGGUGCACUACAUGUGUUUGGACUCCUUUAUGGCUACACCAAUGCCGAUUCUGGCUGAGAUGUGUAUCAAAUUGAUCUGCAGCAUUUCUUCUCUCAUGCAUAAUGAAGCAUUACCUUGUAACUGUGAUCCUCAGGGUUCACUGAGUGUUGAGUGUAAAAAGAUCGGAGGCCGGUGUCAGUGUAAAACCAAUGUAUUUGGCCGUAAUUGUAACCAGUGUGCACCGAGAACAUAUGGAUUUGGACCCUAUGGUUGUACUGCCUGUGACUGCGACAUCGAUGGCUCUUAUGCUCAGCGGUGUGACCCAGUUACAGGGCAGUGCCCCUGCAAGCCCGGGGCCUUUGGACGGCAGUGCUCUGAAUGCCAGGCUGGUCACUGGGGCUUCCCAAACUGCAGGUCAUGCCAGUGUAAUGGGCACUCAGAGACCUGUGACCCACACACUGGCGCAUGCCUUAACUGCAGAGACAACACAACAGGCCAAUUUUGUGAAAGGUGCACGAAUGGGUAUUAUGGUAACCCAGUGCUGGGUUCAGGAGAACAUUGCCACCCCUGUCCGUGCCCAGGUAACCCAGGCAGUGAACAUUCAAAUGCAUAUUCCUGCAACAUGCAACAGUCCUCCAACCAGAUCAUCUGCCUGUGCAAGCCAGGAUACACAGGACAUCACUGUGACCGCUGUGCUCCGAGUUACUAUGGCCACCCAGAACAAAAAAAUGGACAGUGUCGGCCAUGUGAGUGUAAUGGGAACAUUCAGGCUGAAGAUCAUGACUCGUGUGACCCCCACACAGGCCAGUGCUUGAAGUGCCUUUACAACACAGAUGGGCCUUCAUGCUCCGAGUGCAAGCCUGGCUACUAUGGCAAUGCCCUGGCCAGGGACUGUAGGCGCUGUACAUGUAUGAGACAGGCAACAGACCAGGAGUUCUGCAAUGAUGAGGUGUGUUACUGUGACAAACGGACCGGUACAUGUCCCUGCAGGCCCAACGUUGUUGGUGAUAACUGUGACCAGUGUGCUGCCAACCACUGGAACCUUGGUAUGGAUGAUGGCUGUGAGGCUUGUGAAUGCCAUCCACAGAACAGCUUUAGCUCACACUGCAAUUUGAUCAGUGGACAAUGUCACUGCCGGCCUGGUUUUGGAGGCAAGCAGUGCACCGAGUGCGAGCUGUUCCACUGGGGUGAUCCAGCAGUGCACUGUGAGGAGUGUAAAUGUCACGAGCAGGGAUCAGUGAUGAGUCAGUGUGACCGUAUCACAGGGGCAUGUGAGUGCAAAGAAUGGGCAGCAGGCCAACACUGUGAUGAGUGUGCCCGUGGUUUUACCGGACAUUUCCCCAGAUGUAUGUCCUGCCACCCCUGCUUCCAGCUUUGGGACGACAUUGUGUGCCAAGUCAAACAUGACAUGGAUAGAAUCCGCUUCAUCGUAGCCAAGAUCCUGGAGAUGGGUGAGGUGCCUGGUGUUGGUAGCACCCGCAUUCAUGAGCUGGAGCAGAAGCUAGCUGAGAUCAAGAAGCUGCUCCAGGAUGGAGGAGGAGACAGCAUAUAUCAGCUGAUCAGUCAAGCCAUUGAUGACUUGAGGGCUGAGAUAGCUGUCACUGACGGCCGUUUGAUGGAUACAGAGAGAGAUCUGAAUGUGACGACAGACCAUAACAACAUUCUAAAACAUAAUUUGACAUCACUUGAGCAAGAGUUCAGGGAUCUGAACACCACCGUUAUUCAGUGGCACAGAGAGCUGAAGAACCAUUUCAGUGGUGGAAUUACAGAUCUGCUUGACAAAGUGCGGAAAUACUACCAAGAGUCUCUGGACGCUGAGCAGAGGUGCAAUGCUUCAGUUUUUGGGCCUCAGAGUCCUGUAGUGCAGUCUCAACACACACGCAACAUCACUGAGGCCCUGCUGGACCAGAAGACGGACAGGUUUCUGCGCAACGUCACAGCUCAGAAGAAAUCCCUGUCUGAGCUGAAAAAGAAAGCAGAAAAAAUGGAUGAAAAGGCCCAUCAACUGAGCAAAAAGGUGUGUGGAAGCAGUGGCAAUGCAAACACUAAUGGUUCAUGUCCAGACAGCCCUUGUGGAGGUGUUGGUUGUGUGAAUAGCAAUGCUACACCGGUGUGUGGAGGGCCACACUGCAAUGGCACUGUUGGCGAGUCAAUCAGGGCGCUGGAGAAAGCCAGUGAUGUCGGCAAGAACCUGACAGCUGUCAGCGAGGACAUUAUGAACAUGGUCAAAAAGCUCCAGGACAUUGCUACGCUCACUGAGAAUGUGAAGGCCCAGGCAAUGAACACUUUGGACAAAGCCCAGCAGAAGAAAGAGCUCUUUGAAAAAUCCAAUAAGAAACUGAAAGAUUUCAUCCAAAAGAUCAGAGACUUUUUAACUGAGGAAGGAGCAGAUCCAGAGAGCAUAGAGAAAGUGGCACAGCAGGUUUUGGCCAUCACGCUGCCAUUCAAUCGGACAGGAUUGGACAACAUAAUUUUGCAGAUAAAAGACCUCAUUGCCAACAUCACUGAUGUGGAUGGAGUCUUUAAUAACUCCACUGAGCAGCUGGCCAAAGCCAAGGAACUGCUCAAUGGAGCCAUCAAUGAACAGGAAAAAGCAGAGGAAAUUAGUAAUGUUAUUAAUAAGACUAAAGAGGCCAUGAACACCACCCAGAAGGCCAUAGAGAAAGCAAGAACGGCAAUAGAGACAGCCUUGGAAAACCUCAACGGCACACAGAGCACCACUGCAAUGGUGGAAGACAAACUCUCAAAUUUAGAAGCCAACCUCAUGGAUAUGAUGAUGCGUUUGGCUAAUUUAUCCAAAGAAGUAGAUUUUUUGAAAAAUAAGACAGAACAAAACAGACAGCAGGCAAAGGAAGCCAAGGAGCGAUCAGACAACGCCACUCAGGCUGCCUCUGAACUAAAAAAGGAUUUGUCACAUGUUGAGACUCGUUAUAAGGAACUAAAAGAUAAGAUCGAUUCUUUGGGAGGAGCAGCGGCAGGUAAUAUUACACAGAAAGCACUGGACAUGAAGAAGGAGGCCGAGGAUCUUCUCGGGAAGGCCAAGAAGGACAUGGAAACACUUAGAAAGCUGGAGGAUAAACUGCGGAAGAAUGAGAAGAGAAUGCAACAGCAGCGGGAUGAGCUUGCCACGCUGGAAAGCAAUGUUACGGACAUCCAAGAUUUCAUCAAAAAUAAAGUCACAGGCUAUAAUAUUUGUCAGUAAUGACAAAAUCACUUAAUUCAGAAUAUUACAAUUUGUUUAGCCUUCGACAUUAACUCAGGACUUCUGCCAAUGUCAGUCAAACCUGAUGUGUUGUUAAUGUGAGGGGGUGACUACUUACUCAUUCCAACUGUCAGCUUGAAGACCUGUUAAGAAAAAAAAAAUUAUCAGAUUACUGAAACUGGAAAGAGCUACUGAUAACAAAAAGCAUAAUUGCUCGACUAAAAGAAUUUGCAAAUUUGACUUUAAUAAUGUAAAUGGUCGUAUUUUAAAAACAAAUAUGAUUAUUUUUAUACUAUUUCCAUAUAAAUGAAAGCAAACACACCACCUUGUCAAAAUGGUAUGGAAUGAAAUUAUAUAUUAUAAUUUGCUACCAGCACUUUUCUUACAUUAGAGGCGUAAGUGUUCUUUAUUAUGACAAAAAGUUGGCUCUGUUUCUAGGGCAUUCAGAAAAGUUUCAGCAUGACAUCUAAAAAAAAUCUUUUCUAUAUUGAUGUGAAUGAAUUGUUGAAGUUAUACAUUUGAUAAAUAUGCAUUUGAUACAGUACUUGGAAAGAAAAGCAAGGGAUUUUUCUAACACUUCUAACACUUGUUUCUAACACUUGUUCUACUUUCUGAGUCUGCAUCAGUCUAUGAGCAAAAAGUUCUUGGUGUGGUAAUCCUCUUCUUGUCUGGAUCAUCGCACUUGAGGACUUUUUCCUGUCAUAUGACUUGAUCACGCACUUUGUGUCAGUCCAUCUCAGAUGAGCUCAGGCCCAAAGAAUUCAGCAGUGUUUCUGAACGUUGCUGAUAUAUGGCUUUCGCUUCACAUCCUAGAUGCAGCGAUGAACUUUGAUUACCAACAGCGGUUUUCCGAAGUGUUCCCGAGCCCAUGUAUUAAUGUCCUUUAUACAGCCCCAAGUCCAAAAAAGUUGGGACACUGUGUCAACUGUAAAUAAAAACAGAAUGUGAAGAUUUGCAAACCAUAGAAACCCUAUAUUUCAUUGAAAAUAGUACAACCCCGAUUCCAAAAAAGUUGGGACAAAGUACAAAUUGUAAAUAAAAACGGAAUGCAAUGAUGUGGAAGUUUCAAAAUUCCAUAUUUUAUUCAGAAUAGAACAUAGAUGACAUGUCAAAUGUUUAAACUGAGAAAAUGUAUCAUUUAAAGAGAAAAAUUAGGUGAUUUUAAAUUUCAUGACAACAACACAUCUCAAAAAAGUUGGGACAAGGCCAUGUUUACCACUGUGAAAACAUCCCCUUUUCUCUUUACAACAGUCUGUAAAUGUUUGGGGACUGAGGAGACAAGUUGCUCAAGUUUAGGGAUAGGAAUGUUAACCCAUUCUUGUCUAAUGUAGGAUUCUAGUUGCUCAACUGUCUUAAGUCUUUUUUGUCGUAUCUUCCGUUUUAUGAUGCGCCAAAUGUUUUCUAUGGGUGAAAGAUCUGGACUGUAGGCUGGCCAGUUCAGUACCCGGACCCUUCUUCUACGCAGCCAUGAUGCUGUAAUUGAUGCAGUAUGUGGUUUGGCAUUGUCAUGUUGGAAAAU
This is a messenger RNA of Neoarius graeffei (lesser salmon catfish), 7302 nucleotides long. It is a transcript of the gene lamb2l, whose product is annotated as laminin, beta 2-like. The coding region runs from base 180 to 5783 and encodes 1867 amino acids. The transcript has 37 exons. The record is from RefSeq and is a predicted model, not a curated record. Lineage: Eukaryota; Metazoa; Chordata; Actinopteri; Siluriformes; Ariidae.